CACACAUGCACACACACACACACACACACAUCCCCCUUGAGCGUGCAUUUAGCGCUCCAUGACGUAUGCGCUCUGCCCGCUGCAGUGUGUUUGGCAGGAGGUCCGGCGCUCCCUGGCUGGGAAUCUGAGUGAGAUCUCCGUUCGGCAGAGACGCACUCAAGGAAGUGACACUUCUCUCCUCUCCUCUCCUCGCGCCACAUGUGUUUGCGCUGGGUUCCACUCUGGAGAGGUGGUGAAGUUUUACAAGAAGUUUUGACGUUGUGUGAAGUCGCGUCGAAAGCGCACGACAGCGGUGUGUGUGUGUGUGUGUGUGUGUGUGUGUGUGUGUGUGUGUGUGUUCAGUAUUAGUGCUAACAUGAGUGAGCCGGUACCGAUGCCCCAGUUGUCUCAGUUGUCGAGCCAGCUGAUGACGGACAGCUCCCAGCAGCCCCUCACCACCAAUCAAACAGCUGCAGAUGUCUCUGAGGCCCGCCCCCAACCGGCCCAGCGGCUCUGUGGUUGGCUGGAGAAGAGAGGCGGGCCUCUGAAGCUCUGGAAGACUCGUUGGUUCUCACAUGACGCUGGGCGCAGUCUGCUAAUGUACUGGCGCACACGGCAGGACGCCAUGCCGCUGGGGCAGAUAGAGCUCACCAGUGCCACCUUCAGUUACCCACUGGAAGCGCAGGAUGAGCCAGGGACCUUCUACAUAAACACACCGCAACGCAUCGUCAUUCUUAAGGCAGCUAGUCAUGAGUUGAUGAUGUACUGGUUGCAGCAGCUACAACUCAUACGAUUGCAACACAGGAUGCAGACAGGAGAUGCAAACUCCAACCUUGACACACACACUUCAGUGGAAUUUAUUCCUCAGGUUAAAAUGCCAUCGGAGUUUGUAGGCAAAGACGCACCCAACCGGCCUUCUCCUGGACUAAGGAGCCCACUAAACCUUUCACUGAAACACCCCAUUAUAGAGUUCCAGAAUCUGUGUUUUAAGAAGACUGUGCCUAACCUGGAUCAGGCCCCUGUUUCACUUAUACCUAACCUGGACACAACCACUCAAGGCACAACCAAUCAGGAAACAGCCGCUCGGGACACACCCACUCAAGGCAUAACCAAUCAGGAAUCAGCCUCUCAAGACACACCCAGUCCCGACACAACCAAUCAGGAAACAACAUCUCAGGACACAUCCAGUCACGACACAACCAAUCAGGAAACAACCUCCGAGGACACAUCCAGCCAUGACAUAACCAAUCAGAAAUCAGCCUCUAGGGAAACACCCAUUCAAGGCAUAGUUAGUCAGGAAACAGCCACUCCGGACACAUCCAGUCUUGACACAACCAAUCAGGAAACAACUUCCUUGGACACAUCAACUCACAACACAGCCAAUCAGGAAACAGCCUCUCUAGACACAUCCAGUCAUGAUACAGCCAAUCAGGAAACAUCUUCCUUGGACGCAUCAACUCACAACACAGCCAGUCAGGAAGCAGCCUCCCUUGAAACACUCUCAGAGGACACAGCCAAUCAGGAAACAGCCUCUCCGUUCACACCCACUACGGUUACAGCCAAUCAGAGAUCAACUUCCUUGACCAUACCUGCUCAGAUAAGGAGGCGCCCCCUCUCCUCACCAAAGCAUCUCUCUGCCACCUUACCAACAGGGCGCAACAGGAAAAACCAAAGCCUCUGCUUAGAGCUCGAAGUGCUCACACAGGAAAAAGAGGCCAAGGAACAGAAGGAGCUGGUGGUGUCUCUCUAUAAGGCGUUGGAGGCAUCUCAGAGAGAGAAGCGGGCGUGUGCAGACUUCCUGUCUGUCUCUGGCGAGGACCAGCGUCUAGAGAUGCUCCGUCACCGCGAGCGACAGGUUGUUCAGCUAAAGGCCCAGGUGGAGGAUCUGCAGCAGCAACUACAUGAGCGAGACACACAGGUGUGUGAACUUGAGGAAGCCCUUCAGCUGAUGCUACAGAAGAACCAAGCCAAGCAGGAGGUGGUACUGAAGCUCUCCCAACAACUGGCUGACUACACAAGCGACACAGACACAGACACACACACAGGCGACACACACACACACACAGGCAACAUACACAAUGCAUCCAGACCUGAGGAGAACCUGAAGCAGGAGAACCGACACCUGAUGGAUGACCUAGAGGCGUAUCGUACCCAGAAUAAGUUCCUGAACUCUGAGAUCCAUUAUCUGACGCAGCUUUGGAGGCAGAGUUCCCAACAGGAGAAGAGCCUCAUGGUCAAGUGUGCAUUAUUAGAGGCCCACAGCUGUGAGAAAGAGAAACGCUACCUGAGUGUGUUACACCAGCUGAGAGAAAGCAGUGUGUGUAGUGAAACUCACAGACAGGUGCACACACACCAACUCCGCGCACUGAUAGAUGACGCACUGCUGGGAGCACUGAGUGUAAGCCCUACCAGCGAGUUUGAUGCGUAUGGCUUUAAGCUGGUGCCGGACUACGCGCCUGCAGACGUGCAGCUGAUGAUGAGGUUGAACGCGCUGGAGCUGCGCACCCGGCGCCUGCAGCCGGAGGAUGAGCGCCCCCUAGUGGCUCGCUGGGAGCAGCUCCUGUCCGGCUCCAGUGCCUCCCACUGCCCAUCCAACCCAGCCCACCUGCUCUGCCCUUCGCUGGAGAUCAAGAGCCUGCUCAGGGCCGGCGUGCCGCAGAAGUACCGCAGACGAGUGUGGCGCUGGCUGGUGUGGGUUCGCACGCGGGCCGUGAGAGAGAGCAGCCCUGACCGGUACCACAUCCUGACCCAGAACUGCCACCUGGCGCCCAGGACCGCCGCCCACCAGAUCCAACUGGACCUGCACCGCACCCUCACAACCAAUCAGAGGUUUAGCUCCCCCUCAAGUCCCAUCCACGAACAGCUGCGCAGAGUCCUACUGGCCUUCGCCUGCCACAACCCCACUGUGGGCUAUUGCCAAGGCUUCAACAGGUUAGCGGCACUGGCGUUGCUUGUUUUAGAGGAUGAAGAGGAGGCGUUUUGGUGUCUUGUGGCCAUUAUAGAGGCGAUCAUGCCUCCAGACUACUUCAGCAAGUCCCUCCUGGGCUGCCAGGUGGACCAGUGUGUGUUCAAGGAGCUGCUGGCUGACAAGGUUCCCCGCGUGAACGUUCACCUAGAGGCCCACUCAGUGGACGUGGUCAACGUCAGCCUCAAAUGGUUCCCUGUCAUCUUCCUGGAGGAGCUGCCCAGCGACAUUUUGUUCCCUCUCUGGGACGCCUUCCUCUACGAGGGCAGCAAGGUCAUAUUACGCUACGCUCUGGCCUUGCUGAAGUAUAAGGAGGACGAGAUUCUGAAGAUGCAAAACAACACUGAUAUCCUUCAGUACCUCUUCUUCUUCCCCAACACCAUCACUGAUGUCAGGAAGUUGCGUAACAUAGCAUUUGGUGAGAUCAACCCAUUAACCAAGAAGUACCUGCGCAGCAAGAGGGCGUGGCAUCGCCAGCAUCUAGAGGCGGAGCUUCAAGAGCGGGAGGCGGAGCUGAGGGAGCAAAGCUCCCAGCAUGCCGAGCGGCACGACAAAGCACUGGACGACAUCGCCAGUGACGACGAUGAACUCAACUGACCUUGCACAGCUUCAUCUGAAAGACACACACACACACUUAUACACACAUUUGCCCAGUCAUACACACACACCUGCCUGAGCCGCACUCAGCUCAAACUCUCCGUCUUCACACUCCUCAAAGUCUCGCUCUGUCAGGGCCACAGUAGGUCAGUCUCUUCCUUGAAAUGCAAGAUUUUAUUAGGCUGGACCUCUCUGUCUUGGGCUUAAGUUGUAAGAUUUAAUUUUAGCUCACAAGUUUUUGUUGUCAUCGUUCAACAUAAUCAAUGAUAAGCAUGCAUCAAGGUAAGUAAUUGCAUAGAAGGGGGGAGCUGUGGCGCAACUGACAACUGGGGUGACAGCACCCAUACCACAGUCGGGUCCAUGUGCCCACAGAGUUGGGUUCGAGUCCAACCCAUGUCCUUUCCCAAUCCCACCCCAUCUCUCUCUCUCCUCUACUCGCUUCCUUUCACUCUCUUUUUUAUUUAUUUAUUUGUCCUUUAUUUAACCAGGGAAAAGAACACAUUGAGAUUGGGAUCUCUUUUUCAAAUGGGCCCUGGCCAAGAAGGCCUCUUCACGGUCCUAUUGGACUAAAGAUAUAGAAAGCCCCCAAAAAUAUUAAGCAAAAUCUACUCUUUCAAUCUUAUCUAAUAUCUGAUCAGUUAUAAAUCACUCUAGUACACUAUAAUCUAUGUACAGGGUUGUACUAUUCAUAAUCAACCUGACAUGCUAGGUCAUCAUUACUCUGACCCAUACAUGCAGCUUCAAAUGUGGACACUAGGUGGAGACUGACUCUGGACCAUCAACCUAUAUAGCAAGUCACUGCAUGCUAAUACAGUACAUCCGCACACUUUAACACAACAUAACUGUCAACACACGUGGGUGUGAAGAGUUGUGGACACAGCCUAUAUGUGUGUGAGUGUGUAUGCAUUAGCAUGUGAAAGAUUGCAUGUGAAUCCCAUUUUCACAAUAAAGGGGCUAAGACUCUUAGCAUUCUAUGAGAUUUACAGAGAAACUA
Alosa alosa (allis shad) is the source of this 4535-nucleotide messenger RNA. RefSeq names its product TBC1 domain family, member 2 (gene tbc1d2). Bases 356 to 3541 code for a protein of 1061 amino acids. The transcript has 15 exons. Lineage: Eukaryota; Metazoa; Chordata; Actinopteri; Clupeiformes; Clupeidae. The record is from RefSeq and is a predicted model, not a curated record.